AUGGCGAUGAAAGAAUUCGACGUUGUGGUGGGAAUGGAUUGGUUAGCAGAGAAUCGGGCAAAAGUCUUUCCAGAAGAUUUAACUGGUCUACCGCCAGAUAGAUCUAUCGAGUUUAUCAUAGAUCUGGUACCUAGGGCAGCACCAGUGGCAAAAGCACCGUACAGGAUAGCACCGUCGAAGUUAAAGGAAUUGGUCACACAGUUGAAAGAUCUUCUUGACAAAGGAGUGAAGGUUGGUCCUGCUAAGAUUAAAGCAGUAGAGAAAUGGGAGGCACCGAGAACUCCUUCGGAGAGGGGGAAAGUAAUUGCGUAUGCAUCCAGACAACUGAAGGAUCAUGAAAAACAGUAUCCAACACAUGAUAUGGAGCUUGCAGCCAUAGUUUUUGCUCUGAAGAUUUGGAGGCAUUACUUGUUGGCAGAUGCUUUGAGCAGAAAGGAGAAGAGUGGUACGAUCAGGGCUGUGGCUAUGAGAAUGAAUCUUUUGCUAGAUCUUCAUGAUGAAAUUGCAAAAUUUCAGGAGGAAGCUAUUAAAGAAGAUUUCGAGGGAUUGUGGGAAGAUCAUCUGCCGUUAAUUGAAUUCGCCUACAACAAUAGCUACCAUUUCAGCAUUCAGGCGACACCAUAUGAAGUUCUAUAUGGUCGUAAGGGUAGAACACCGUUGUGCUGGAAUGAAGUAGGUGAAAGAAAAUUAAUAGGGCCGGAAAUUGUUCAAGUCACUUUUAAGAAGAUUGAGCAAAUCAGAGAAAAGAUUAAAAUAGCUCAAGACCGUCAGAAGAGCUAUGCUGAUAGACGUCGUAAAAAGAUUGAAUUAUUUGUAAGAGAUUAUGUGAUGUUGAAAGUCUCGCCAUGGAAAGGGAUAGUCAAAUUCGGUAAGAAAUGUAAGCUCAGUCCAAGAUACAUCGAGCCAUUCAGAAUCUGCAAGCGAAUAGGAAUGGUUGCGUAUCAGUUGAAGUUACCAGAGGAACUUAGUUUUAUUCAUAACACUUUCAAUGUGUCUAAUCUGCGGAAGUGUUUGGCAGAUUCGAGUCUGGCAGUGCCUCUACCAGUAGUCAGGCUAAACAGUAAGUUGAAUUUUAUAGAAACACCAGAAGCAAUAACUGAUCGAAAAACCAAGGUUCUGCGGAAUAAAUAA
Messenger RNA from Cynara cardunculus var. scolymus (artichoke), 1131 nucleotides. RefSeq lists its product as uncharacterized. The coding region runs from base 1 to 1131 and encodes 376 amino acids. Lineage: Eukaryota; Viridiplantae; Streptophyta; Magnoliopsida; Asterales; Asteraceae. The transcript is spliced from 6 exons. The record is from RefSeq and is a predicted model, not a curated record. Gene Ontology annotation, molecular function: nucleic acid binding.